Messenger RNA from Helicoverpa zea (corn earworm), 909 nucleotides. It is a transcript of the gene Dim1, whose product is annotated as thioredoxin-like protein 4A. The transcript is spliced from 3 exons. Gene Ontology annotation, cellular component: U5 snRNP; spliceosomal complex; U4/U6 x U5 tri-snRNP complex. The record is from RefSeq and is a predicted model, not a curated record. Lineage: Eukaryota; Metazoa; Arthropoda; Insecta; Lepidoptera; Noctuidae. Bases 229 to 657 code for a protein of 142 amino acids. Gene Ontology annotation, biological process: mRNA splicing, via spliceosome.
GACACAGGACUUUUGACGUUGACGCUACUUACUUACUCAUAAUAAUUUCCAAAGAGAUAAUUUCUUAUUCUUUCCAGAGUUUUUAUGCUCAAUACACAUUAAUCAGAUAUAAAUUAAGUAUGUACUAUAACUGACUUUAGUGAAAGACAACGGAAUCACGAACAGCAGUAUUCAGGAUUGCGUAUUUAAGUUGACGUAUAAACAAGAGAAGACAAGCAAAGCCUCACCAUGAGUUACAUGCUGGGACAUCUGCACAACGGCUGGCAAGUGGACCAGGCCAUACUGUCCGAAGAGGACAGGGUGGUUGUGAUCAGAUUCGGGCACGAUUGGGAUCCAACCUGCAUGAAGAUGGACGAAGUGCUGUACAGCAUUGCAGAGAAAGUAAAGAAUUUUGCAGUCAUCUACCUGGUGGACAUCACGGAGGUUCCAGAUUUCAAUAAAAUGUACGAGCUGUAUGACCCAUGCACGGUGAUGUUCUUCUUCCGCAACAAGCACAUCAUGAUCGACCUGGGCACGGGCAACAACAACAAGAUCAACUGGCCGCUGGAGGACAAGCAGGAGAUGAUCGACAUCAUCGAGACCGUGUACCGCGGCGCGCGCAAGGGCCGCGGUCUCGUCGUCUCGCCCAAGGACUACUCCACCAAGUACAGAUACUAGGACACUCACUUGCCGUGUCUGUCAAACUAUUGGAUCUUUCAAGAGUUGUUACCAGCUGUAAAGUUCACUGUUUGACUAUUUAUAUAUUCUGCUCAGCUAUUCUAGGAAGAGAAAGAAAACUAUAUAGUUAGUAGCUUCCGCAGGAUUGUUCUAUUAGUCACUAGCUAACAGAUUGAAAGUGGUGAAAUAAGAGCAUUGUUUUAAAUGUUCUGUGUUGUAUAGGUUUAAAACUAUUAUAAAACUUUAAUACCA